UUGUAUCAACAUAACACAAAAUCCUCUUAUUCCAAAUUCAAACCAAGAAAUUAAGAGAUGGAGAGAAUUUCUGAUCAUGCUAAUGCUAAUCGCGUCUACGAUGAAUUCGAGCCACUCUCAAAUUGGAAAACUGAACAAGGAUUCGAAAUUCUCACUGUUUACCUUCCAGGGUUUAGGAGAGAGCAGCUUAAGGUGCAAGUAACCACCACGAGGAGGCUGAGAGUGAUGGGAGAUCGUCCUGCAGGAGCCAACAAAUGGAUCCGUUUCCGCAAAGAGUUUCCUAUUCCUCCAAACAUCGACGUUGACUCUGUCUCUGCCAAAUUCGAAGGUGCAAAUCUUGUUGUGAGGCUUCCUAGACUAGAGCCAAUGGGCAAACAAACUUCACCUAUUGGUUCAACCACAGCACCUCCUCCAGUUCCUAAGGAAGAUCCCAAGCUUCCUAGCCCGGCAGCGAAAGAGAAGGUCCAACCACAAAAGGAAACAAGAGAGAAAGAAGCGGAACAAGAGAAACAGGCCGAAAAGAUUCAAUCGCCAAAGCCAGCAAGAGAGAACGAAGAAGCUCUUAACCAAGAUUAUAGAAGUAAAGUGAAUGAAUACAAGGAAAAUCUUGGAGGAUAUGUUGCACUGAUGAAGAAUAACAGAACAGCACUUACGGCUGGUGUGGUUGUUCCCGCGGCUGCGGUUCUGUUGCUCUCUCUUGGAUUCUAUGCCGGCCAAAUGUUUACUUCUUAAUUCUUAUUAACCUAUUUGCAGGAUUCUCAAAGGCAGAUAAAAUGUACUAAAACUUGCAUAUAAAACAAAUCAUAUUAA
This is a messenger RNA of Arabidopsis arenosa, 810 nucleotides long. NCBI's taxonomy places the organism in Eukaryota, Viridiplantae, Streptophyta, Magnoliopsida, Brassicales, Brassicaceae. The record is from the annotation of a GenBank genome assembly.